CAGCGGCCGAAGGGGGAGCUCUCGGCGCCAAUGUGCGUGCGUAAUGUGACCUGCAGCGCAAUCCAUUCAGGGCACUCGCCCAGUGUCCGCGAACUGCAGUUGGCCAGGUCCCAGUUUCCAGUGGGAGCCCGGUCACGGUCGAGGUCGAGGUCGAUUUCAGCCCCAUCAACGUCAACCAUCCAGAUCCCGCGCUCGGCAUCGUCGUCAUCCUUUCAUCCCAACAACCAACAACAACCCAACACAUUCGACAUCUUUCAGCCCUGGCCCUUGCGCUUGACAGCAGGACCCCCCGAUCACGACAACUUGCGAACCGCGGUUCAUCUAGCGACCUCGACGAUUGCGCACGAGUUCUAUCGCAACCUUACACAAGCAUCCCUUCGAUUAAUACUCGCCCGCUGCCCACCAUCCUCCGUUCUUGCGGCCCGUAUACCAGCAAGCUCGAGUCCGAUUAGAUACCACCAUUCACCAUGUCUACCAUUCCAAAGCCGGGUCCGGCUAACCUUCGCCCCGGAGCCGGUCUAGAUGAGUGGUUGGAGGAGGCGAAACAAUGUCAUUACCUUCCUGAGCCUGUCAUGAAGCAGCUCUGCGAGAUUGUCAAGGAAGUUCUAAUGGAAGAAUCGAACAUCCAGCCUGUUGUUACGCCAGUUACUAUCUGCGGUGAUAUUCACGGCCAGUUCUACGAUCUCCUCGAACUCUUCCGCGUCGCUGGUGGCAUGCCUGGCGAGACAAACGUCCAGGCGCCCAAGACAGCAACAACCGUCAUCACAUCCGAGGACAUCGAGCCCCCGACGGAAAUCACAGAUCCAAACCUUAAGAAGAAGAUAAAGAGCAGUACAGACAGCGAGGGUGGGACUGGAAGCGAUGAGGAAUCCGCCAGUGAAGAUACCCCCCAGUCCAGUGCCAACACGGGCUCUCAAUCGGCCGACACUCGCUUCGUCUUCCUCGGGGACUUUGUGGAUAGAGGGUACUUCAGUUUAGAGACCUUUACCCUUCUCAUGUGUCUAAAGGCAAAAUACCCAGAUCGCAUUGUUCUAGUGCGCGGCAAUCACGAGUCCCGACAAAUCACCCAGGUUUACGGUUUUUACGAGGAGUGCCAGCAAAAGUACGGCAACGCGUCUGUUUGGAAGGCAUGCUGCCAAGUGUUCGACUUCCUUGUCCUUGCCGCUAUUGUCGACGGUACCGUUCUUUGCGUCCACGGCGGUCUCAGUCCCGAGAUCCGCACGAUUGACCAGAUCCGCGUCGUUGCGCGUGCCCAGGAGAUCCCGCACGAGGGUGCUUUCUGCGAUCUUGUGUGGAGUGACCCGGAAGACGUCGACACAUGGGCUGUCAGUCCACGUGGCGCUGGUUGGUUGUUCGGAGAUAAGGUCGCGACAGAGUUUAACCACGUCAACGGUCUGACGACGAUUGCAAGAGCGCAUCAGCUGGUGAAUGAGGGUUACAAGUUUCACUUCGCCGAAAAGUCGGUCGUAACAGUAUGGUCGGCACCCAACUACUGUUACCGCUGUGGUAACGUAGCCUCCAUCAUGACGGUGGACCGCGACCAGAACACAAAGUUCAGCAUCUUCUCGGCCGUGCCAGACGAUCAACGGCAUAUCCCCGCAGGACGUAGGGGUCUGGGUGAUUACUUCCUGUGAAGCUGCGUUGAGGGCUCGCGAAAUCAGAAGAGGAGGGUGUUAUGAGUAUUUUGUCGAGAAAGCAUGUUGUCGCGUUAUGGGAGGGACACGUUUGGUCAGGAAUUGGUGGCAACAACUCCAAGAAUCCUAAUUUAUGUAUGACAUUGUCUCUGGGAAUACUUGGCGUUUACGAGGCGUUUUACUACCCAGUUUUGUGUUGUCAAGUGCCACAAUCAAGCUUUGAGACUGCCAGCAACCAUCUAGCGGUUAGUUGACCCAUCAGCGUUGUUGUUCAAUCGCGGAGUGAAUAAUUACUGUCCAUUAGAAUGGUAUAAUGGUAUAAAUGCGAAAGCAAAGCCGCGGAUCACAAAAUAACAACCAAAGGGGAACGAAGAUAAACAUGAAAAAAAG
Neurospora tetraspora is the source of this 2024-nucleotide messenger RNA. Its product is annotated as putative cell shape control protein phosphatase ppe1. Gene Ontology annotation, molecular function: protein serine/threonine phosphatase activity. Gene Ontology annotation, biological process: G1/S transition of mitotic cell cycle. NCBI's taxonomy places the organism in Eukaryota, Fungi, Ascomycota, Sordariomycetes, Sordariales, Sordariaceae. Bases 468 to 1634 code for a protein of 388 amino acids. The record is from RefSeq and is a predicted model, not a curated record. The transcript has 4 exons. Gene Ontology annotation, cellular component: cytoplasm.